Andrographis paniculata is the source of this 1237-nucleotide messenger RNA. Its product is annotated as probable enoyl-CoA hydratase 2, mitochondrial. The transcript has 9 exons. The record is from RefSeq and is a predicted model, not a curated record. The coding region runs from base 220 to 1113 and encodes 297 amino acids. Gene Ontology annotation, biological process: fatty acid beta-oxidation. NCBI's taxonomy places the organism in Eukaryota, Viridiplantae, Streptophyta, Magnoliopsida, Lamiales, Acanthaceae. Gene Ontology annotation, cellular component: mitochondrion. Gene Ontology annotation, molecular function: enoyl-CoA hydratase activity.
GAAAAAAUCUGUGACUCACCAAUGCGACAAUAAAGGAGUGUCACCGGAGCUCUCUCCUCUUCCGGCUUCCGCCGUGUCUCUCUGUUUCGAGCUCUCCACCGUCGCAAGUAAUAAUCAAUUGAACACGGACAAACGGCAGAGUCGGAUUUUUAAAUUUUGCAUCUCCUUCUAAAAUUUUCCACAAAUUUCAGCAAAUUGAAUUGAAGAGGUAGAGAAGAAAUGGUUGUGUUUUACAAUUCGCUCAAGAAUUUAUGCAUACUGCGAAAUUCGCCUCCGCAGCUGUUCCGGUUGCAGAAUGUUCGAACGCUGCUGCUGCAGUCUGCUUCCGAGUCCGUCAAGUUGCUGCAACACACCGAUUCUGACGCCGGAAUUUCAGAAGUCAAACUGGAAAGGCCUGAGACGAAAAAUGCUAUUGGAAAUGACAUGCUGAGGGGGUUACAGCAUGCAUUUGAAGCUGUUAAUAUGGAUCAUACAUCAAAAGUUCUGUUGAUCAGCAGCUCAGUUCCAAAAGUGUUCUGUGCAGGUGCUGAUUUGAAGGAAAGGAAGGCAAUGACUCCAUCAGAAGUCCAGAAUUAUGUUCGCUCACUACGCUCCACAUUUGCUUAUCUGGAGGCACUUCAUAUCCCUACAAUCGCUGUCAUUGAAGGUGCUGCAUUAGGUGGUGGACUUGAAAUGGCACUAUCUUGUGAUCUACGAAUAUGUGGGGAAGAUGCGGUGCUAGGAUUGCCAGAAACUGGGCUUGCCAUUAUUCCGGGGGCCGGAGGGACACAAAGGCUUCCAAGAUUGGUUGGAAAAUCUAGAGCAAAGGAACUUAUAUUUACCGGCAGGAGAAUAGCGGGCAGGGAUGCCUUGUCCUUGGGGCUCAUCAAUCACUGUGUACCAGGUAGUAAGGUCCGUGACAAAGCUCUUGAAGUUGCUCGGGAUAUAAAUCAAAAGGGACCAUUGGCAAUCCGAAUGGCGAAAAAGGCGAUUGACGGGGGAAUGGAGGUUGAUAUGAGUUCGGGAUUGAGUUUGGAGGAAGAGUGCUACGAGCAAUUGCUGCACACGAAAGAUCGGCUGGAAGGGUUGGCAGCGUUUGCGGAGAGACGAAAGCCUAAUUAUAGAGGUGAAUGAGAGAGCAUUUUAAUGAAAUUUGAAGAUUACUUACUAUGUAUUUUAUUUGGGAAUUUCAUUCUAUGGGUGAUUUUCUAAAAGGUUCCAAUAAAGUAUUCUAUCAAAUUCUACUAUUAGAAUUUCA